Messenger RNA from Spea bombifrons (plains spadefoot toad), 2688 nucleotides. RefSeq names its product ubiquitin carboxyl-terminal hydrolase CYLD-like. The record is from RefSeq and is a predicted model, not a curated record. Gene Ontology annotation, biological process: necroptotic process; protein K63-linked deubiquitination; regulation of mitotic cell cycle. The transcript has 15 exons. Gene Ontology annotation, cellular component: cytosol. Lineage: Eukaryota; Metazoa; Chordata; Amphibia; Anura; Pelobatidae. Gene Ontology annotation, molecular function: K63-linked deubiquitinase activity; cysteine-type deubiquitinase activity. Bases 242 to 2665 code for a protein of 807 amino acids.
AACUUGGUGUAAGUUACAUUGAAUUUUAAGGUAACAAUGGGGUUCGUCUGUUGAAUUCCAAAUGGAAAUCCCUUCAUGAAACAGCCAGAAUGAGUAAGUGUCAGCCGUGCUUGACAGAACAUGGUGCAAAGUAACAACUGCCUGGAGUGAGAGGAACAUCGUUGGAUUCAUUCAUAUCUAUGCCUAUUUACUGUUUAUAUGUUUUAUAUGGGCUUUGUUGCAGUGAUCUAGAAAUAGUAAAAUGUCAUCUCAACGCUUCUUUUUUGCCACCCAUGAUUUUUCUGCCCUGCCUGAGUCGAUUGAAGGGGUGUAUGAGAGAGUGGAAAAGGGCAGCCUGCUAACUCCAACUAAUACGCCCCACUCUGCCAUUAUUAAAGUGGAUGACCCACUACACCCACCCACCCCACUCUGGCUCAAGGUGCUGGAAACAGAGAAGGUGGUCGGCGUAGCUGUAGAGUCCGUAUUGGAGUUGGGGCCCAAAGUUGGGAGAAUACUGGUGGCAGUGACAGACACGGAAGAGCGUCUGGCGUUCUUCAAGGACCAACACAGAAUGAGGGAAGUGAUUGAAUUGAAACAGGGGGACUGUGUGAGGGUUCAGGUCACUUCAUCCAGCGGACGCAAAGAAAAGGGUAUACUGCGUUACAGAGGACCUGUAUGCCACAAGCAAGAGAUUCUUUUUGGGGUCCAGCUUGUGGGCUCAGCAGUUGGUAAAGGUUUCACUGAUGGUUCAUUUCGUGGCCAGCGAUUCUUCCAAUGCGAUGAGAAUUGUGGGGUCUUUGUUCCAGGAAGCAGGCUGGAGAAGGAGCAUACAGAAUCCCCUAAACGAAGAACAGAAAAAAUGGAUGACACCAACAAAGGGAGAUAUGAAGAUUCAGUAUUGGCCUCUAGGAACCCUGCAGAAUCACGCCCAAAGCAACUGAACUUUCUGCCACGAGGAGUUACACAUAAGAACCCCCUGCAAACUGUAGAGAGAGGACAAAUCAGUGAACUUGGACCCCCAGAAGAAGAAAGGAAGGUCAGGCGUAUUCCAGAGGAGCACACUCUAGAGGAUGAGGAACCCAAAUGUUUGGCUACUCAGCCUGAAGCACCAGACUCCCAAUCUUCCUUCUGUCCUGCCUCUGAGGAUCACCAUCCACCUUCAAGUCUGUAUAGCCCACCUAGUAGUAUGUGCCCCUCAAGCCUGCAACUAGAAGCUGCAACUCUAAGCCAUAGGUUAGAAGUGAACUCCAUGGUUGAAGUGGAUGACCCACCCAUCUAUGGAGUAAUUCGCUGGAUUGGGCAGAUUGCAGAGUCUCCUGAGCUCAUUGCUGGACUUGAAAUGGAAGAAGAAAUGCCAACUGCUUGUACGGAUGGGAUAUACAGAGGAAAUCGAUAUUUUCAUUGUGGUCCCCAUAAAGCAUUAUUUGUCAAGCUGCGCAACUGCCGGCCAGACUCUCGCUUCUCCUCUUUGCAUGGUCAAAUCAAUCAGAUCCAAAGAUGCAACUCCAUUGCAUUCCAGGACUAUGCUAGCAAGAGUGUGGAGGAAAAUACCCCACCUGCCACAGGUAAUGAAGCAGUUGAACGUCUGACAGGAUGGAAAAAGGGCAUCCAGGGACAUUGCAAUUCCUGCUACUUAGAUGCAACACUUUUCUGUAUGUUUGCCUGUUCAUCUGUUUUGGAUACUAUGCUCCUGCGUCCUCCAGACAAGAAUGACAGCGAUUCAUACAUUGACACGCGGGACUUGUUGCGCACCGAAAUCGUGAACCCCCUUCGGAAGAAUGGAUAUGUGUGUGCCACUAAAAUUAUGGCCUUAAGGAAGAUUUUAGAAGCUGCUGGAAAGAGUACAGGAUUCACCAAUGAAGAAAAAGAUCCUGAGGAAUUCCUAAACCAAUUGUUCCAGGUCCUUAGGGUAGAACCUCUAUUUUAUAUAAGGACACUGAAGAAGAAGCCCCAGGGCUGUAUAUUCUACCAAAUCUUCAUGGAGAAGAAACAGUCAGUGGAUGUACCCAGUGUUCAGCAGCUCCUAGAGUGGUCAAUGGUUACUGGUGACCUGAACUUUACAGAGGCCCCUUCUUGCCUCAUAAUCCAAAUGCCCAGAAAUGGGAAGAAUUUCAAGAUGUUUCCCACCAUCAUUCCAACACUUGAGUUAGAUAUUACUGACCUGCUGGAAGACACCCCACGCCAGUGCUGCAUCUGUGAGUCGCUUGCAGUUGUCGAAUGUCCGGACUGCUACGAGGAUGCUGGAAUUUCCCCAGGACGCAUAAAGCAGUACUGCAAACUAUGCAGUAAGCAGGUACAUCUUCACAGCCAGCGACGUGGACACCGCCCACAGGAUCUAACUUUGCCUAAAGAUCUGAAUGGACAGGUUAUGUUUCAACGACAGUACAUGGAACUAUAUGCAGUAUUAUGUAUAGAAACCAGUCACUACGUGGCUUUUAUUAGACUGUGCUCUCAGAAUCCUCCUCUCUGGGUCUUCUUUGACAGCAUGGCUGAUCGAGAGGGAGGAGAGAAUGGAUUUAACAUUCCAAGAGUUACCCCCUGCCCUGAGGUUACUGAGUACCUUGAAAUGACCCCUGAACAGCUGCAACAGGAAGACCCAAAGAACAUGCCAACAUAUGUCCGUCGGCUACUGUCUGAUGCAUACAUGUGCCUAUACUAUAGUCCUGACCUAAGCCUUUACAAGUAAAAGGAUGCAUGUAAGACAACUAG